Molecule: messenger RNA, 1856 nt
Organism: Fusarium graminearum PH-1
Lineage: Eukaryota; Fungi; Ascomycota; Sordariomycetes; Hypocreales; Nectriaceae
Exons: 9
Coding region: 149-1735 (528 amino acids)
Source: RefSeq, a predicted model, not a curated record
GUUGAAACACGUCUAACUCGACCCAUCCCGUCGUUUUGAGGGCUACGCUUACAGUUGUUCAACUGGGAUAGGUCGUUUUGAGAGGCUUACUGCUGUUGCUUCCUCCUUCCUUUGGGUAAGCGGAUUGUGGCGAUCAAGCUCUGCAACGAUGGCGAUCAAGCUUGAGGAAACGUCCAUUGCCCAAAUUCUCGUGGGUCUCGACGAAGGUCAUUUCACAGUGGCUGAGCUAGUGGAGUGCUACAUCGCUCGAAUUGAGCAUCUAAAUCCUCAACUCCGUGCCAUUUCGCAACUGAACCCCGACGCGCGCUCAAUCGCACACAACAAAGACACAGAGCGGUCUACGGGAGCUUCGCGUGGUAUUCUACAUGGUGUACCCAUUCUCGUGAAGGAUGUCUUCUUGACCAAGGAUCGCUUAAUGUCAACAAAUGGCUGUCUUGGAUUGAAGGAUGCUGUACCAGCAUUCGAGGCCACAAUUAUACGACGACUUCGAGAGCAAGGCGCUGUUCUCCUAGGCAAGACAAAUCCAACCGAAUGGGCGAAUUAUCGAUCUCCAGGACGUGCUUCUGGAGGUUGGUCAGGUGUUGGAGGCCAAUGCCUAGCGCCUUAUCAUGAAGACCAGGAUCCUUCUGGCUCUUCUUCUGGAAGCGCCGUCGCUGCAUGUCUAGGUCUGGCAGCAGCAGCAUUAGGCACAGAGACAUCAGGAAGCUUAAGCUCCCCUGCUCAGCGAUCCGCAGUUGUCAGCAUCAAGCCGACAGUUGGGCUCACCUCCCGACAUGGCGCCUAUCUUGUCAGCGAAUGGCAAGACACUGUGGGAGUGCUCGCGCGAACGGUCCAAGACGCAGCUACCGUUCUCACUGCAAUUGCAGGAACUGAUCCUAAUGAUCCCUUCACUAUCUCUGACCCGCGGGAUGAUUCCAAUACGCAAAAGCCUGAUGAGGGCAUUGACUUUACACGUGCUUGUGUAAAGUCAGGCCUCGAAGGGAAAAGAAUUGCUAUCCCGCGCCACCUCUUUCCAACUGACAAGGUGGUAACUGCUGCGUUUGAUAAAGCUAUUUCUAUAAUGGGUACCCAAGGAGCCACCAUUGUCGACAAUGUCAAGUUCUCUGAGUUCGAUAGCAAUUAUACGUUCACGGAGGAUCUUGAGUGGACCCUUGGUUUGCGAGUUUCCAUCCGUGAGAAUAUGAGAAAGUCUCUUUCUCAAUAUGAGAAAAACCCACAAUCUCUCCACACACUUGAAGAUGUGAUCAAAUUCACACUCACGACUCCAGAAGAGCAGCCCGAGAAAUGGGGAGUAGAUGAGUGGUUAAAAUGCGAACAACUAGGCACCCAGUAUGGGCCUGAUUCAUCCGAGUUUAGAGACUCAAUCGAGUUGCGAAACCGUAUCGGAAUGCAGAUCGCUGAGCUUUUAGAUCGCACGGAAUGCGACUUCAUCUUUGCCCCUUCGAUUGACACGAGUGCCAAUGUUGGAGGCUGUCCAACCAUUGGCGUUCCCCUUGGCUUUUAUCCCAAGGACCAACCUGUUACACGUCGCAAGUCCAAUAGGCUUGUGACAGUUGGACCAAACGUCCCCUUUGGUGGAUUGUUUGUUGGCCGCAGAUGGGAUGACUUCAAACUUAUCUCAGCUGCCCAUGCCUUUGAGCAGGCAUCAUUGAUUCGUGAGCAGGUGCCCCCUGUCGUCUCUUCUGACAUCCAGCUACCAGUUAGAACGGAAGAGAAGUUUCGGGGCUCGCUGUGAUUCAUGUAGAGCUGGCAGCAAGUACAAUAGAGUUAUAAGACAACACACGCGUUCCUGCACUGCAUUUAAAACGGGCCCAUUCGUAUUGAAUGAUAACCUCUUUCUAUAUUUAUCUCGUAGA